Messenger RNA from Oryzias melastigma (Indian medaka), 3044 nucleotides. It is a transcript of the gene birc2, whose product is annotated as baculoviral IAP repeat containing 2. NCBI's taxonomy places the organism in Eukaryota, Metazoa, Chordata, Actinopteri, Beloniformes, Adrianichthyidae. The record is from RefSeq and is a predicted model, not a curated record. The transcript has 12 exons. The coding region runs from base 842 to 2758 and encodes 638 amino acids. Gene Ontology annotation, biological process: regulation of apoptotic process.
ACUCUCUAAGGAAUGUUUCCAGUACCUCGUAGAAUCUAUGCCAGGAAGGAUUAAGGCAGUUCUGAAGGCAAAAGGGGGUCCAACCCGGUACUAGAAGGAUGUAUCUAAUAAAGUGGCCAGUGAGUGUUUAUUGCCAAAAGUAUUCAAUCACCCAUACAAAUUAAAUUGACAUGUUUUGAUCUAUUUCAUUGCCUCAAGUUUAUAAAUGAAUAAGCAUGCAGACUUAUUCUGGAAACUCUUGUGAAAGAAUGGAACCACUCGUAUCCGAGCUCACAAAAGUAUUUUUGGAUGUAUGGUCAAGCAUUUCCAUGAACACACUCCUAAGCCUCGUAAAAAAAAAAACCUUUACAGAAGAGUUGAGGAUGUUCAGUCACUUUAAAAUGCUAUGAAAUACUAGUGCAAGACAAACUUGUAGUGCACCAGUUUGGUUGUGCUUGGAGGCAAGCCCAAAGGGAUCACAGCUCCUGAAAGAGCCUUACUUUGGGUCCAGAUGGCCCAACUGUAGCAUACCUCAUUUAAAAGAGAAGCCCCUGCUAGAAACUUAAAUGUAAGAAAGGCAGACAGGUGGGUACUUUUGGCAAUAUAAUGUAUGUGAAGGAUUGAAUGUUUGUCCCCACAGUCAUAUACCUCAUGGUAAAGAUGAAAGUGUUUUAGGUUUCUAUCUGUUUCAACUGUCUCAUUUUCAUUUCAACCUGUCGUUUCCAUUUCCCGCUCCUCUGUUCAGUCUCGCUUCUGUUUCACUGUUUGUGUGUGUGAGAGUGAGAGACCUCAGCUUUUCUCAAACCCCACUCCCUUAAAAGGAUGUCCCUUUUCUCUUAGAAUCUAUUCUAAAAAUCCACUCAUGGAAACGCUAGUUCAACUGAAAAACAGCAAAUUUCUGAUGGGACUGUGUCGCAACGGUCCUCCCUCUGACAUCCAGUAUGAUAACUCCUCAGAGCUUUUUCGCUUCUCCACUUUUGCCCGUUUCCCGACAUCAGUGGUCACUGAGCGAAGUCUGGCCCGGGCGGGGUGGUUCUACACCGGCGUAGGCGACCGCGUCCAGUGUUUCAGGUGUAAUGUGACGGCGGAUGGAUGGCAGGCGGGAGACUGCCCAACGGAGAAACACAGGCAGCUCUCCCCCACCUGUCCCUUCAUUCAAAGCCUACCGUCCACCACCAACCUCCUCUCCUCGUCUCACUCCGCAUUUUCUCCGCUCCGCAUUGCCCAACCCCUCCCUCUCUCUGGUCCAGGCCCGGCUGCUUCUAACCCCUCAGGAGGCCAAAAUGAUGAGGCAGUUGGCUACUUGAACAUGGCCUUCUCUGCCCCUCCGCCCUCCAGCCCGCUGGCCUCUCGUGGCGUGGAGGAUCUGUCGCACCAGAGGCCGACGUGCCACAACCCCAGCAUGCGCAGAGAGCAGGACCGCCUGGAGUCCUUCCAACUGUGGGCACUGUCCAUCAUCACCCCCGCAGAGCUGGCCAAGGCGGGUUUCUACUACCUGGGGCAAAAUGACAGAGUGGCCUGUUUCAGCUGUGGAGGACAGCUGAGCAACUGGGAGCCGGGGGACAGAGCUGUGUCCGAGCACCAAAGACAUUAUCCCAACUGCCGCUUUGUCCGCGGGGACCGAGCCGACAACGUGCCAUUGUCCACCGGGGCAACAGCAGCGUCGGCAGCUGCAUCGACAGGAGCCCUCGCCCUCAGCAGCGUGUCCAACCCGUCCAUGCAGCAGAGCGAAGACCGGCGCCUCACGUUUGUUAACUGGCCGUCACGGAUACCUGUGCGGCCAGAGCAGCUGGCCAAAGCUGGAUUCUACUACGUAGGAAGAAACGAUGAUGUCAAGUGCUUCUGCUGUGACGGAGGCCUGCGGUGCUGGGAGUCUGGAGAUGACCCGUGGGUGGAACACGCUAAAUGGUUUCCUCGGUGUGAGUAUUUGCUUCAGGAGAAGGGACAAGACUUUGUUCAUCAGAUUCAAGCUCGGUUUCCUCGACUCUUUGAGCAGCUUCUAACAAACGGAGAAAAUAGUUCCAGAGAAUUUGUAGAUCCACCUGUGGUCCAUUUGGGCCCAGGAGAGGACCGGUCUGAAGAUGCCGUCAUGAUGAACACCCCCGUGAUCAAAUCUGCCCUAGAGAUGGGCUUUGAGCGCAGCCUGGUGAAGCAGACGGUCCAGAGCAAGAUUCUGACCAGCGGAGAGAACUACCGGACCGUUCAAGAGCUGGUCUCAGACCUGCUGAGCGCCGAGGACCAGAAACGGGAGGAGGAGCGGGAGAUGCUGGCAGAGGCGAUGGCGUCAGAUGGUUUCACGUUUGUAAAGAGACACCAGGCGGCUCUGAUCCAGCGUCUGAAGAGCGUCGAACCAGUUCUGGAGCAUUUAAGAGAGCAAAACGUGUUGUCUGCUGAGGACUACGGUAGCCUGGUAGCUCAAACAUCUGCCCAACAGCAAACUGCAAAACUAAUAGAGCUGGUCCUAAACAAGGGAAACGCCGCCGCCGAAGUCUUCCGCAACUGGAUCCAGAAAAAUGACGUUCAUCUGCUCAGAGACCUGAUGGCUCAGUCAAAUGAAGCCUCCUCUCCAAGCCAAGAUCUUUCAGAUCUCCCUAUGGAGGAGCAGCUGCGACGUCUGCAGGAGGAGCGCACGUGCAAGGUCUGCAUGGACAAAGAAGUCAACAUUGUCUUCAUCCCAUGUGGACAUCUGGUGGUGUGCAAAGAGUGUGCCCCGUCGCUGCGAAAGUGCCCGAUCUGCCGAGGCCUGGUCAAAGGCACGGUCCGAACCUUCCUGUCUUAGCCCGCAGGCCUGGUGCUCUGUCAUCAGUUUGCCAAAUGAUCACACUGUUUAUUACAAAACAGAGAUGUUUUCUUCUUUCACUCUUGGUAAAUUCAGUUAAGACAGAUGUUAGUUUUUUUUUAUUCUCAACGAUUUACUAAAGAUACCAGAGAAACAUGGAAAGGCAUUUGCAGAUCCAUGUGUGAAGCUAGCACCAAGUUUUUUUUUUUAGUUAAACGAGUUGUAAAAUAGUUUGCACGUUGAAAAUACAUUAAAACAAUGUAUUAAAGUUUCAUUUUCCAAGUGA